UUCACUGUCUCCUCCUUAACCGUCUCUCCCAUACGGAUAAAAAGGAUUGCAGUUUUUUAACGAAAAAAACCGUAACCACCGGAUUAUUUAUCGGACAUUGACAAUGAACUCGCUUUACCAUCACUCAUGCUGACUCCUGUUUAAAUCCGGCCAAAAUUUCACUCUAAGAGACUCUGUCUCUUCAUUUGAAUGCCUCUCACGAUGGCUAAGCGGGAAAGCGGCAGCACCAGUCCGGUGGUGCGUCAGAUAGACAAGCAGUUCUUGGUGUGCAGCAUCUGUCUGGAGCAUUACCACAACCCCAAAGUCCUGCCCUGCCUGCACACCUUCUGCGAGAGAUGCCUCCAGAAUUACAUCCCCCCUCAAUCCUUGACCCUCUCCUGCCCAGUGUGCAGACAGACCUCCAUCCUGCCAGAAAAGGGUGUAGCAGCUCUGCAGAACAAUUUCUUCAUCACUAAUCUGAUGGAGGUAUUGCAGAGGGAGCAGGACUGCCCCCGUCCCGAGGCCUCCAGUGGGCUGGAAUCGGCCAGUGCUGCUACAUAUGCCCCACCUCUUUCUUGUCCCAACCAUGAGGGCAAGGUCAUGGAGUUUUACUGCGAGUCUUGUGAAACAGCCAUGUGUUUGGAGUGUACAGAGGGAGAGCACAGAGAGCAUGUGACCGUUCCACUGCGGGAUGUUCUGGAGCAACACAAAGCAGCACUGAAGAACCAACUGGAUGUGAUUCGCAACAGGCUUCCCCAGCUGACUGCAGCUAUAGAUCUGGUAAAUGAGAUCUCCAGGCAGCUAACAGACAGGAAGAAUGAGGCAGUAACAGAGAUCAGCAAUACAUUCGAGGAGCUGGAGAAAGCACUGCACCAACGAAAGGCUGCUCUCAUCACUGACCUUGAGACCAUCUGCAGCACCAAGCAGAAGGUGUUGCAGGCACAAUUGACUGCAUUAAUGCAAGGAAAGGAGAACAUUCAGAGCAGCUGUAGCUUCACAGAGCAGGCGCUGAACCACGGUAGCCCCACUGAAGUGCUCCUGGUGCAGAAGCAGAUGGGAGAGCGGAUGGGGGUUCUAGCUCGCCACGCCUUCCCUGAGCAGCCCCACGAGAACGGUCACCUGGACUGCCAGGUGGAGACAGAGGGGCUGCGGCGGUCCAUCCAGAACCUGGGGGUCCUGCUCACCACCAGCGCCGUGGGUCACACCAGUGUGGCUACUGGAGAGGGACUCAGACAUGCUGUUGUUGGCCAAAAUACCACUGUUACGGUGACCACUAAGGACAAAGACAGUGAGCUAGUAAAAACAGGAAAUGCUGCGUUGAGGGCUCAGAUCACCAGUCCAGAUGGAACCAUCACUGAACUGGAGAUCACAGACAACAAGAACGGCACAUAUGAAAUCGGCUACACGCUUUGCUCAGAGGGCGAGUUUUCUUUCUCUGUCCUUCUGUAUGGGCAGCCUGUAAGGGGCAGCCCUUUCCGCCUGCGAGCCGUUAAACCCUGCGAUGCCCCGCAGUCGCCCGAUGACGUUAAGAGGCGUGUAAAAUCUCCUGGUGGAGGUGGAGGGUGUGGAGGACAUGUGCGACAGAAGGCGGUACGCAGACCCUCAAGUAUGUACAGCACCACUAAGAAGAAGGAGAACCCAAUAGAGGACGAGCUCAUCUACAGAGUGGGGACGAGAGGACGUGAGCGGGGGGAAUUCUCCAAUCUACAGGGCAUUUCUACCACUAGCAAUGGACGAAUUGUGGCAGCUGACAGCAACAACCAGUGCAUACAGGUGUUCUCCAAUGAUGGUCAAUUCAAGCUGAAGUUUGGGGUAAGGGGUCGCUCCCCUGGUCAGCUGCAGCGACCCACUGGUGUUGCGGUUGACAUGAAUGGUGACAUUAUUGUAGCCGACUAUGACAACAGAUGGCUCAGCAUCUUCUCCCCGGAAGGGAAGUUUAAGAAUAAAAUUGGUGCAGGCCGGCUGAUGGGUCCUAAAGGAGUAGCCGUGGAUAAAAAUGGUCAUAUAAUCACAGCAGAUAACAAGGCCUGCUGUGUCUUCGUUUUCCAAUCCAACGGCAAACUGGUGACCAAAUUUGGUGCGAAAGGAACAUCAGAGAGACAGUUUGCAGACAAAAACACUCCAAAUACGCCAACAGAGCUGAAGCUGAGUAAAUCUGGUCCUGCAUUCAGUCCCCAUUUUGUGGCUAUAAACAACAAGAAUGAAAUUGUUGUGACGGACUUCCACAAUCACUCUGUUAAGGUUUACAGUGCUGAUGGGGAGUUCCUGUUUAAAUUUGGUUCGCAAGGAGAAGGGAAUGGGCAAUUCAAUGCACCCACCGGGGUGGCUGUAGAUGACAAUGGGAAUAUUAUUGUUGCAGACUGGGGUAACAGUAGGAUACAGGUGUUUGAUAGUUCUGGCUCCUUUCUGUCCUACAUAAACACAAUGGCAGAUCCCCUCUAUGGUCCACAGGAUCUCGCUCUCACUUCUGAUGGCCACGUGGCUGUGGCAGACUCUGGAAACCACUGUUUCAAAAUGUACCGAUACCUGCAGUAAGGACUCUGUAGUGACCAUGGAAAGUUUAGCAAAUAAGGUCCAAAUGUCUUCUUUUGCAUUUCAUGUUUUCCUUUGCCCAAGUCUGUGCAGAUGAAUCUCCAGGAAAUAAUUACAGCAAUUUGACUGCUUUACCUGAUGUGAAUGAACCCAGGGCUUAAUGAAUGUUGCAUCAUAUUCAAUCAAUUUGAAUUUAUUUGUUAAUAGUUAAUUGCUAAACUGAAUGUAUAUCGAACAAAGUAAUAACAUAGCCACGGAGCAUAUAACGGUUACCAAAGGCGCCUACACACUAUUUUAGUAGUUUUUAAAGUUUAUGCUGUCAGAACACUACAAAUCCAUUGUUUUCAAUCGGGAUGGUGCGCUGGAAGGACAGUGAAAAAACCUAAGGGUUUGCAAAAAAAGAGUUGCUUCGUUAGUUUUGCUGCAGCACUAAACCCAAAUCUCAAACUGGAGCUUACUCAUUCCUUUCUGUUAAACUCUACAGCUACUCCUAAUCCCAAAUGUAACCCUAACCAUAAACCUUACCCUCUAAAACUAAAACUAUCCGAAAGUUUAUCGUACCUGAAAACCCAACCUUAUUGUUCUUAAAGGGAUAGUUCACCCAAAAAUUUAAGUUCUCUCAUUAUUUAUUCACCCUCAUGAAAUCCCAGUUGUUUAUGACUUCUUUCAUCACCAGAACACAUUUGAAGAAAAAUAGAAAAAUAUCUCAACUCAGUAGGUCCUUAAAAUGCAAGUGAAUGGAGAUUUCUCUUUUGAAGCUCGGAAAAUCAGUCAGUCAGUCAGGAUAAACGUCAUUGAUACGACUCCGGCAGUUGAAUUAAUGUCUUCUAAAACAAUACGUUCACUUUUAGUGCAAAAAAAGAUAAAUAUUUAAGGACUUUUUAAAUAUAAUCCAAUGCUUCACGAGUCCAAGCGGUCUCUCAUGUGACGUGUUCACGUUGCCAUGGAUACAGAGGAAAUUUCACCUCUCCACUCGGUUGAAACAUCCAGGAUAAGCACACACCAUUGUGAGUAAAGAAACAUAUAAUAACAGAUCUAAACCAAAACCAACAGUGUUCCUCAUUCUCACUUGUAAACAGAGCUGCUCUUCCAGCUGUGAUGCAUAAGUCAAUGCCAAUGCCUACCCAAUACACCUAACAUUAUCCUUAACCCUAGUAGCAGCAAAUGCGACUUUCACAAGAUUUCCACAGAUCGAGGCCUUCUACCUUCUAGAUAUCAAAUGCUCUGUCUGAGCUUUCUCUAGUGUGUAGGCAUCCAAAGAAGGCAGCUAUCCAUACAUUUUUAAAAUACAAAUGAUUUUAUACUGUUUAUCCAAAACGUCAAGCUGUUUGGUCACAUUAAACAAGUAUUUCAAUUGCAGGGAACCAAAUGGCAGUCAAUAAAUGUUUUCUGGUCAACUCGUUAAUGCAUCUGCUUUAGAAUGACCUGUGGAACUAUUUGUACUAGUUGUACAUGUGUAUGCAUUUGUAUUAUAUGAUGUAAAUUUGAUCACCAUUGCUUUGCUGUAAUAUGGUUUCGGAAAUCCGUUUUUUUAAUGCGCUAAAGUUUAUAUUAUUGUGACCCAGCAGUCAAUGUGCUUUAUUGCCUUAGUAGAGCUGCUUGUAGGUUAAUUGUGCCUCUGCUUUCAAAGGCUUCUACAUAUCAAUUACCACAACAGUACAAUUCAUAUAAUGCAUGCUCUCUUAAUAUAAAAAGAUAAAAAUGCAAGUUAAUUUAUUUUGUACACAAUCUUGUAAGUUAUUUUUCUAAUUUUAAGUGUUUUGUUUAUCGGCAAAUCAAUGCCUUCAGUGGUUGUCACAAGGAAUGCUGAUGUGUUCAAAGCAAAUUUGUUGUGAAGUACAAGAGAUAUUUCAUGCACAAGACAUUCACAAUGUCAUUAAAGGGAACAUGGGUUUGUAAUAUCAAUAUGAUGAAAACUAUGAGGGAAUAUGAAGUUUAAGGUGUCGUUCACACUGAAUUUUUUCCCCCAAUUAUUUUGUCUGCACUGUUUUUUUUUUCAUUAUUUUUUUUAAUAGUUUUUCUAGAGGUCUUUGAUGGUUUGAUGAUCUCGCACAUUUCUACAAUGCAGUAUGAAUUUAAAUGAACUUCGAGAUGCA
Messenger RNA from Xyrauchen texanus (razorback sucker), 4607 nucleotides. Its product is annotated as tripartite motif-containing protein 3-like. Gene Ontology annotation, biological process: protein polyubiquitination; proteasome-mediated ubiquitin-dependent protein catabolic process; negative regulation of translation. The coding region runs from base 190 to 2514 and encodes 774 amino acids. Lineage: Eukaryota; Metazoa; Chordata; Actinopteri; Cypriniformes; Catostomidae. The record is from RefSeq and is a predicted model, not a curated record. The transcript has 14 exons. Gene Ontology annotation, molecular function: ubiquitin protein ligase activity; zinc ion binding; translation repressor activity.